Molecule: messenger RNA, 2788 nt
Organism: Syngnathus typhle (broad-nosed pipefish)
Lineage: Eukaryota; Metazoa; Chordata; Actinopteri; Syngnathiformes; Syngnathidae
Product: chromobox protein homolog 1-like
Exons: 5
Coding region: 298-912 (204 amino acids)
Biological process (GO): chromatin organization; negative regulation of transcription by RNA polymerase II
Cellular component (GO): pericentric heterochromatin; nucleus
Molecular function (GO): chromatin binding
Source: RefSeq, a predicted model, not a curated record
UUCCGGUAUUGCUGUUGGCGGGUAGACGGGGUUUGCAAGCCGUGCUGCAGAGUGCUGAAGCUAUUGUAUUAUUUAGCACAAAGCUUUUUGGAUGGACAAAGAACCCAAACACUAGUAAAACCUUGAGUAGCUUGUUGGUCACAACAACCGGAGAUCGGUCUGUUAUUAACUUAAAACAGACCCGAAAUCACUAGUUGGUUAAUUGACCCUUGCGAGAAGCUAAUUCAAGAAGUUUUCAUCGUAACGACUUUUUAAUUUCACGUCAAGCUGGCGACUGUAGCAGUAAAGAAGGGCAAUAUGGAGGAGGAGAUGGAGCAGCAGCAGCCGCCGCCGCCGCCGCCCCCCGUAGUGCCUGAAACGCCAACAGCAACCACAGAAGCAAUAGCAACACCAGAGGAGGAAGAGGAGGAAGAAUAUGUGGUUGAGAAGGUUUUGGACCGUAGAGUGAUGAAGGGCAAAGUGGAGUUUCUACUGAAAUGGAAGGGUUUCUCAAAUGAAGACAAUACAUGGGAACCAGAAGACAAUUUGGACUGUCCAGACCUUAUUGCGGAAUUCAUGCGGAAGUACAAAGAGAAGGAGGAAAAAAAGAAGGAUGGCAAACGAAAAGUCAGCGGUGAGGCCGUCGGAGGUCCAGAAGACAAAGGGAGCAAAAAGAAGAAGGAGGAGGGUGAGAAAGUCAGAGGUUUUGGGAGAGGUCUGCAGCCAGAAAGAAUUAUUGGUGCGACAGACUCGAGUGGCGAGCUGAUGUUUCUGAUGAAAUGGAAGAACUCCGAUGAAGCUGACCUCGUCCCAGCCAAAGAAGCCAACAUCACUUGCCCACAGGUGGUCAUCUCUUUCUAUGAGGAGCGUCUCACAUGGCACUCUUAUCCUGCAGAGGAAGAGGACAAGAAGGAGGAGGAGAAAAAAGACUAGAUAAGUGGAGGUAUAUGCAAGAGAGAAAAUGAGGUGCAGGGUUGUAAUUAAAAGUACAGUACAUACACAUGUAAUAGCUUAGUUUACCGCAAUGGACCCAAGUGCAAAAACUCCAAGGAGUGGGGUGUUAAUUGCCACCAUUAAAUGUUUUUCCUGUGUUGUGAUACAUACAAUUUAUUAAAAUACUCCAACUUGCAUUAUGAUUAAUAAUAUUCUUAAACAUAUGUCGUCCAAUAACUGAUGUAGUGUUCUGCUUUCUUGCCAUGGGUUGAGUGUAGGGCAAAUUUGGUUUUGCAGUGAAACAAUCAAAAUCUUACAUAGUAUGCGCAAAGCUAUCAGUUCAUCUUGACUGAGUUGUGGCAAGCAAGUUGGGCUCUUUACGAAGGAUGCAUUUAAAUAAUGAUGGCAGACAUGUAAUUGAUGGCUGCAAAAGUCAAAUCAAGCUUUUUCACAACAUAAAUUACACUUGUCCCAGUACCACCAACUACUUUGUCCUCUUUUUGUACUUACAACGGUCAUUUAUGUAAGUCUUGUGACCUAUGUCACAAAGUGACUGAAUUAUUUGCUGUCAUGAUUUCUAAUGUGGGAACUCAACUAAGCUUUACUGUACUGAUUUUUCACCCAAUAAGGUGCUGUAAUGUAAUCAUAUUUGUUGGGAUAAUGUGAAGUUAGCAAGUCUUGUUGAUGUCAAAACGUAUGCAACAAUUUUGUUGUUGAACCUCAAAAGGCCAAGUUUUUAAAUCGAUUCACAAUUUUGAAUAAAUGAUGCAAUAUUUCCUAGUUUUAUUUGCAAAGUCUGAAACACUGAAAUUCGAUAUGCACAGCUAAACCAAAAUACAAGUACAAUUACUGGUUGUAACAAAAGGGCACUUUGGACAGAGGCGUAGCCAGGAAUUUUUCCAGUAGGGGCGCGCGCCCACAGGAAGAACAUCACCCACGCCGUUCGCUGAUCGCAGGGAGUCCUAACCGGGGCGCCGCCCCGGCUUGGCUACGCCUCUGACUUUGGAGUUCAGAUUCACAAUUCAAUAGAACUACAGCGGGGGGUUCUCCCACCUGGUCAACCUCACUCAUGCUUUAAUCUCCUCAUUCUAUUACUGAUGAGAUAUUCUGAUAUAAUUAUGGUAUAGAUUUAAUGUUUGGUCAGAAAAUGGUUAUUACAUCUAUUUCAGUUAGUCUACCCGAAAGGUUGUUUGUUGAUGAGACUUGAGUUUGCCAUCAAAUACAAAAUGAUAAAUUACUGACAUGAACAAUAAACUCAAUGCAUCUUCUAUGUCGGCUUGCAUGUUCACUCUUUUGAUGUAUGCCUUUUAUGUAAAUGUUCCAUAACAAGAACAGGAAAACCAUUUUGAAAGUUCAGCCGUGUGACCCUUUGGGUUUUUUGUCUUACCAUGUCAUCUUUUGAAACAAUUAGCUAAGGUUUCUAAGCUAUUGAGUAGAAUUGUUAUUUGCUCCACAGAUAUGAAAUGUAAUUUUUCUUUUAAGCCACUGAAAUAAAUACAAAUAACACCUGUACGUGUGCAUUUACAGAGAAACGUGGUCCCUAGUAACCGAGUCAUUCAAUGAAUGUGCUAAAUAUUGAAUCAAUAUGGAUUUUUUUUUUUUUUAACCAUUCAGCAAAAUGUGUACAAGUGCUGCCCACAAUUCUGAACAGUGAUCAUUCAGCAAUCAGCUUGUCUAAUUCUAUACUUUAAAUAGAUACUUUUUCUGCAAAACUUCUGUUCUACAUCAGUACUCUGAAGUAUUGUGAUGCAUUUUCUUGUCUCUUUUUCAUUUUUGCAUUCAUCAAAUUGGUAUAGUCAUCUUGCAUGUAUCUUAUUGUCACGAUUAUUGACUGAUCCACUUUCAAUUAUUAAACAAUAAAAAGUUUUUGAUUUUC